AUGCUGCCCCGACCUUUGGUUGGACUCGGACCAUCGAUACGAGCGAAUGUACGACCCAUCCUUCCGAUCAAGAGACGCGCAUUCCCCAUCCUCCUUCCCGGCCCAUCGCUCGUCGCCUCGAGAGCCUUCUCAUUAUGGCCUUCCCAAAGCCAUGCAACACCAUCUUCGCUCCCUAUCGAGACAAUACCCUCCCCACCACCACCACCGCGGCCCCCCACCAUGUCCGAGCUGUCGAUGCCGUCCUCCCUCCCCGACCCAACCCUAUGGGAACCCCUAUCGACCCUCCUCGUCUCCCUCCCCGCGACACUCCACCUCACCUGGCCCCUCUUCAUCCCCCUCCUCACCCUCCUCAUCCGUUCCUCCUCCAUGGUCCCUCUUCAACUCUGGCAACGGAGGCAAAUGCGACGAUUUGCGACCGUCAUAAGGCCGAGGUUGAAGGGCGUGCACGAGAGGUUGGCAUUGGGGUUGCGGGAUAGCUCCAGGAGGAAGGGACUGAGUUAUGAGCAGUAUGAACAGGAGUAUAAAAAAGCGGUGAGUCGAUUGAGCCUAUGCAACGCAAUUUUCCCAGCUGAUCCCAUGGAUUUUUUUUCGUUCUUCUUGCCCCAGUCCAAAGAAGCGACCCAUCAAAUGUACCGCUCCUAUGGCUUCCACCCUCGACUAACGAUGUACAUCGGACCCCUCGUCAACAUACCCUUAUUCAUCUUCAUAUCCCUCAUCCUCCGGGACGCAUGCCAACGCGCUCUCCUCGUCCUUCCCUUUUCCCCCGCCCAUCUCCCACUUCCCUCCUCCGCAACCCUCACCCCAGAAAUUCUGUCAAACCUCCAAGACUUGGCCACCAGUUCGUUCCUGUGGUGUCCCAGUCUCUGUCUACCCGAUUCAACCAUGUUCGUACCCCUCAUGGUCGGAUUAGCGACCUUGCUCAAUACGGAGGUGUCGGCCAAGAUGAGGAGGGCGGUGAUGAGGGCUGGGAAAGAGGUGGAUAGGAUUGAGGAUGGCAGGAUCGCGGGGAAUGCGGUCUUGGGGGUGAGGGUGGGUCAGGUCGGUGCGUUGGGGACGAGGGGUUUGACAGCGGCGGAGAAGAGACGCGUCACGGUGAUCAAUUCGAGGAGGGAAGGGAAUGAUCGAACGAGGGGGUUGACGACCCAGGUUCGAACGACGAACGGGCCGAAGGAACAGGUGCAAGAGGUGGUGGACGGAGAGGAUGAGGAAGAACCGAGAAACUCGAGGAUCAUUACCAAUGCGAUGAGGUGUGCUUCGGUCGCUUUCAUCCCUAUCGCCGCGAUGGCACCUGUGGUACGUAGCCCCCAAGCUUACUCGCUUGCCAGGAGGGAGGGAUCCGCGAAAGCUGACUCUCUCCUUAUGCGAUGGUAUGGACGCACCCAGGCCGUCUGCCUCUACUGGCUCACAUCGAACUGUUUGACCCUGUUGACGAAUCUCACGUUUGCUUACUACGAUCGGACAAGGGAAAGGAAGGAGAGGCUCGACAAGAUUCUGAGGAGGUGA
Molecule: messenger RNA, 1503 nt
Organism: Microbotryum saponariae
Lineage: Eukaryota; Fungi; Basidiomycota; Microbotryomycetes; Microbotryales; Microbotryaceae
Source: the annotation of a GenBank genome assembly